Messenger RNA from Hydractinia symbiolongicarpus, 1783 nucleotides. RefSeq lists its product as uncharacterized. The transcript has 5 exons. The record is from RefSeq and is a predicted model, not a curated record. NCBI's taxonomy places the organism in Eukaryota, Metazoa, Cnidaria, Hydrozoa, Anthoathecata, Hydractiniidae. Bases 45 to 539 code for a protein of 164 amino acids.
AUGCCUGAAAUGUACUUUGCACGAGAAUAACAUUUGGAAACAAAAUGGACGCGUUUUUUGUUUUCUGCGUUGUGAUUCUGAGUGCGGUAACAGUUAACUGCAAUACCGGAACAGGAAAAGUAUGCAAGGAUGCGAUCUACGGUGCAUGUAGUCCAACAACGCGCAGAUUUGCUUGUUAUAUGGAGCUAAGGGGAACCAUGUUAAACUGCAAUCGAACAUGCGGAUUUUGUUACGCAAAGUGUGACAAAAUCAAACCAUGGGAACGACGCGAUUGUGGUUAUUAUGGCAUCACUCAACGCGAGUGUUUUCGAAAAGGAUGUUGCUGGUCGCCAUUGGGAACGAAUUCAAAACAGCCGUGGUGUUUUCAUUCAAGAGGAACAUACUGGCGACCAUAUGGACCAAGUAAUGGAAAAUGCGAGGACACAUUUGGUUAUUGCUCUAAAUACAUUGAAAAAUAUGGUUGUGAUGAUUGGUUCAUGAAAUUCGAGUGCGCAAAAUCAUGCAACUUUUGCAAAGUUGAUAAGAAAGGCGAAAGAUAAUCCGAAUUUGUAAUGAUAUUAAAAAUACAAAUAUGAAUCAAAAUGAAAAAUGAAUACUUCCUAUACUUACGUUAUCUUUCCUUUAACGAUUUCGAACGUACAAAUUUCCGUUUGCGAAGAAUAGUCCGUUAGUGCACGAAAUUUAGUACCUCAAAUACACGCAAAUAUGAUAGUCUACAUAGAAGAAUCGCAUCUACAUUUUGGUAUAAUCCACAAUUUUACUUUAUUUUUUGUUAUUUGUGAAGGAAUAGAUAACAGGACAAAAUCAGUAGUCUUUUGUUAUUUAAUAAAAAAAGAAAUCUUUGGAAGGCGGUUGAAAAAAAUUAGUAAUUUGAAUACAGCGAGAAAAUCGUUACAGCGUGACGAACGAUUUAUAUAGUCGUGUAUGAAGACUUGCUAAACGUGACAAUUACGAUGCAAUUAUUGAACAAUUAAUCAAUUAGUGUGUUUUGCAGGAAACAGCUUCGAAACAAAAUUUGAUCAAUAAUUUAACAGAUGUAUAGGGGAAAUAAAACAAGAGCCGCAUCGCAGCACAACACCGCACAAUACUGCACCGCACCACAUGACGUUUCGUAGGCUAUGUCGGUGCAUACACAACGUACACAUUCAGAGCACAGGACCCACAUCGAUAACACAAUACUGAUCCUCUAUACCUUAUCGGUUAAAAUUUCGUCGGUCAAAAUUUUUCGUCGGUUUUAAAAUUUCGCCGGUGACCUUUUCACUGUCGUAAUUUUAACCGAUAGGGUAUAUACCCGGAAUAAAAAUAAUAAUAAUACUACAAGCACAGUUUCUGAUAACUAUCGGAAUGAUAUCAAACUUUUUUAGUUCCAAAGACAUCACCAGUUAUAUUAAAAUAUGUACAACCUUUUUAAAUAAGAUUUGACUAAAAGUAAAAUCGAUUGUUUAAAAUGUUACUAUAUCAACUAUAGGCUUACUUACAAUUUUAAGUAAGUGUAAUAAAUAUUUCUUAUAAAACAAAAAUGUAUAAAAUUCCAAAUAUGUUGUUGAGUAUACGAAGAAAUUAAACAAUAAUAAGGUUUAAUACAAUAAUUAUAAGAAGUGGUUAAAAAUAUAUUAUCUAUAUUAUAAUGCCCGUAUACGUCCGUCCGUCUGUCCGUCUGUCACGCAAAAUAGUAGCUUAGCUGCGACGGAUGGAAGAGAGUCAAGUUGUCUUUCAAACUAAAACAGUUUGUGCUUAUCUUAAAUAAUAAUAAAAAUAAUAAUCAUAUCAUGUUAUACUUGUC